This is a messenger RNA of Staurois parvus, 292 nucleotides long. Lineage: Eukaryota; Metazoa; Chordata; Amphibia; Anura; Ranidae. The record is from the annotation of a GenBank genome assembly.
UUAUAGCGGGACUGCGGCAGGGCAUUCUGACACUGGGGGGGGCGGGGAACUGACUUGGUGUCACUGACAUCCUCAAUGACACCAAUACAGUCAUCAGUGCUAAUAAAAAGCCCUGACACACUGUACUAAUGGCACUGGGCAGGAAGGGGUUAACAUGUGGGGCCAUCAAAGGGUUAACUGUGUGCUGGGUGUGUUUUACUAUGGGGCGGGGUCUGUGUACUUCACUGUAAGCACACAGCUUUUCAUGGCUGUGCUGUGCCUCAGCCAUACAAAGCAGUGUGCAGGAGCUGAC